Messenger RNA from Saprolegnia parasitica CBS 223.65, 618 nucleotides. RefSeq lists its product as hypothetical. Lineage: Eukaryota; Oomycota; Saprolegniomycetes; Saprolegniales; Saprolegniaceae. The record is from RefSeq and is a predicted model, not a curated record. The coding region runs from base 1 to 618 and encodes 205 amino acids. The transcript is spliced from 3 exons.
AUGAAGACGACGCGAUCGACGCCCCAGUUUAGCCUCUCGCUGCCCAACCUGACAUUUCGGUCGAUGCCCAAGCCCGCUGGCUACCGCAUUACGCUGACCAAGACCGAGACUAAAGGUGCCUUUGAGCUCUCGCUCGAAUCGCUGCGCUCCAUGAAGCAGUGGACGUGCGCGAUUGCAAACACCCAGUCCGUCUGUGGCGACGAGACGCAGCUUCCAUCCGCGAUGCUCUUUGACCUUUUGCGCACGGCGCUCGAAGGUCGCAACGAGCAGCUCAAGCUACUCGCGACGCUGGGCGAUCGCUUGUCGGAGCUCUUUGGAGACGUCGUCAUGCGCGGCACAGCGAUGGACGUGGACCUUGUGCCCAGCGACAGCGGCGCCGUCGUGCUCACGCUCACGAUUCCUCUUUUGCCCGUUUGGUCGACAACCGCGCGCUUUCGGUGCGAAGAAAAGCCUUUUGACAGCCUCAACGCAGUGCGCCGCAAAGUCGAGCACCUCGAGGAGGAUGUCGAGAUACUCGCGACCAAGGUGGACAUGCAUAUCAGCAUCAUUGUCCUUGCCAUCCUACUUGUGGUUGGCGCCGCCGUGAGUCUCAGUGUGACCAAGCUCUACUACUGGUAG